UUCGAACCCAACGGAUCAAACGACGACGAUGACAACGAACCGAUCGACCAGACUUCUGGUCUUACUUGUGCUUACAGCCCUAGUGGCAAACCACCAGGCAAGAGGAGCCGCCGCCGUCCUCAAGUGCGGUGGCAAGUCGGCUGUCUGCGUGGGACCUCUCACCUACCAGAUCUGCGUGGACGAUCUGACCACGGGCGCCGUCAUUGCCUGCCAGACGAGCACCCGUUGCGUCACCGAUGGCAUCGAGAUCUGCGAGCCCAUCAAGUCGGACGCAGAGGCACCCACGGCGGCUGUUGCGAAGAUGGUGACGAUCACCGACAGUCCGGCCGCCGUGAGUGAAUCUGCCCCGCUUGUCGUUGCCUCCAACGCCACCCCCGAAGUGAUCUCCACUGAGGGUCCAGGAUCAUCUGCUCCAGCUGAGACGACCACAGCCCCAGUUGAGACGACCACAGCUCCAGUUGAGACGACCACAGCCCCAGCUGAGACGACCACGGCUCCAGCUGAGACAACCACAGCUCCUGCUGAGACAACCAUCAUCACGGAAACAACCACAGAAACGGCAUGGUCCGAGCUGCCCCUAGACCCGGAGUCCACCAUAUCAGUCAUUCCCGAGGACACUACCACCGAUGCUUCCUGGGAUCCCAACGCGCCUGUUGAGACAACUCUGUCUCCCGGCUCUGAUGGAAGCAACACAACAAUCGAUCCUAAUGCACCAUUGGACCCCAAUGCGCCCGAAGGAUCUACUGUUGAUCCUAACGCACCCAUCGAUCCCAAUGCUCCUCUGGACCCCAACGCACCAGAAGGGACAACCGCUGCUCCUGGAGAGGUAAACCCCAACGAUCCCGCUGGUUCGACUCCUGCUCCAGGAGUACCUGCUGAUCCCAACGCACCGCUGGAUCCCAAUGCUCCUCUGGACCCCAACGCACCAGAAGGAACAACCGCUGCUCCUGGAGAAGUAAACCCCAACGAUCCCGCUGGUUCGACUCCUGCUCCUGGAGCCCCUGCUGAUCCCAACGCACCGCUGGAUCCCAAUGCUCCCCUGGACCCCAACGCACCAGAAGGAACAACCGCUGCUCCUGGAGAGGUAAACCCCAACGAUCCCGCUGCUUCGACUGCCGCUCCUGGAUCUCCGGCUGACCCCAACGCACCCCUGGAUCCCAAUGCUCCUCUGGACCCCAACGCACCAGAAGGAUCAACCGCUGCUCCUGGCGAGGUAAACCCCAACGAUCCCGCUGCUUCGACAGCUGCUCCUGGAACUCCAGCGGAUCCCAACGCUCCCGCUGGUUCGACAGCCGCUCCUGGAGCUCCUGCCGAUCCCAUCGCACCGCUGGAUCCCAAUGCUACUCUGGACCCCAACGCACCAGAAGGAUCAACCGCUGCUCCUGGAGAGGUAAACCCCAACGAUCCCGCUGGUUCGACUCCUGCUCCAGGAGUACCUGCUGAUCCCAACGCACCGCUGGAUCCCAAUGCUCCUCUGGACCCCAACGCACCAGAAGGAACAACCGCUGCUCCUGGAGAAGUAAACCCCAACGAUCCCGCUGGUUCGACUCCUGCUCCUGGAGCCCCUGCUGAUCCCAACGCACCGCUGGAUCCUAAUGCUCCCCUGGACCCCAACGCACCAGAAGGAACAACCGCUGCUCCUGGAGAGGUAAACCCCAACGAUCCCGCUGCUUCGACUGCCGCUCCUGGAUCUCCUGCUGACCCCAACGCACCCCUGGAUCCCAAUGCUCCUCUGGACCCCAACGCACCAGAAGGAUCAACCGCUGCUCCUGGCGAGGUAAACCCCAACGAUCCCGCUGCUUCGACAGCCGCUCCUGGAACUCCAGCGGAUCCCAACGCUCCCGCUGGUUCGACAGCCGCUCCUGGAGCUCCUGCCGAUCCAAACGCACCCCUGGAUCCCAAUGCUCCUCUAGAUCCCAACGCUCCCGCCGGCUCGACAGCCGCUCCUGGAACUCCAGCAGAUCCCAACGCUCCCGCUGGUUCGACAGCCGCUCCUGGAGCUCCUGCCGAUCACAACGCACCCCUGGAUCCCAAUGCUCCUCUAGAUCCCAACGCUCCCGCCGGUUCGACAGCCGCUCCUGGAACUCCAGCUGAUCCCAACGCUCCACUGGACCCUAAUGCUCCUCUGGACCCCAAUGCUCCUGUGGACCCUAACGCUCCCGCUGGUUCGACUGCCGCUCCUGGAGCUCCUGCCGAUCCCAACGCACCACUGGAUCCUAAUGCUCCUCUGGACCCCAAUGCUCCUCUGGAUCCCAACGCUCCCGCCGGUUCGACAGCCGCUCCUGGAACUCCAGCAGAUCCCAACGCUCCCGCUGGUUCGACAGCCGCUCCUGGAGCUCCUGCCGAUCCCAACGCACCCCUGGAUCCCAAUGCUCCUCUAGAUCCCAACGCUCCCGCCGGUUCAUCAGCCGCUCCUGGAACUCCAGUGGAUCCCAACGCUCCCGCUGGUUCGACAGCCGCUCCUGGAGCUCCUGCCGAUCCCAACGCACCCCUGGAUCCCAAUGCUCCUCUAGAUCCCAACGCUCCCGCCGGUUCGACAGCCGCUCCUGGAACUCCAGCUGAUCCCAACGCUCCACUGGACCCUAAUGCUCCACUGGACCCUAAUGCUCCUCUGGACCCCAAUGCUCCUGUGGACCCUAACGCUCCCGCUGGUUCGACUGCCGCUCCUGGAGCUCCUGCCGAUCCCAACGCACCACUGGAUCCUAAUGCUCCUCUGGACCCCAAUGCUCCUCUGGAUCCCAACGCUCCCGCCAGUUCGACAGCCGCUCCUGGAACUCCAGCUGAUCCCAACGCUCCCGCUGGUUCAACUGCCGCUCCGGGUACUCCUGCCGAUCCCAACGCUCCCGCUGGUUCGACAGCUGCUCCUGGUACCCCUGCUGAUCCCAACGCUCCCGCUGGCUCGACAGCCGCUCCUGGCACUCCUGCUGAUACCAACGCUCCCGCUGUUUCGACUGCUGCUCCUGGUACCCCUGCCGAUCCCAACGCUCCCGCUGGUUCAACUGCCGCUCCUGGUGCCCCUGCUGAUCCCAACGCUCCCGCUGGAUCAACUGCUGCUCCUGGUGCUCCAGCAGAUCCCAACGCUCCCGCUGUUUCGACUGCUGCUCCUGGUACUCCUGCCGAUCCCAACGCUCCCGCUGGUUCAACUGCCGCUCCUGGUACCCCUGCUGAUCCCAACGGUCCCGCUGGCUCGACUGCCGCUCCUGGCACUCCUGCUGAUCCCAACGCUCCCGCUGUUUCGACUGCUGCUCCUGGUACUCCUGCCGAUCCUAACGCUCCGGCUGUUUCGACUGCUGCUCCUGGCACUCCUGCUGAUCCCAACGCUCCCGCUGUUUCGACUGCUGCUCCUGGUACUCCUGCCGAUCCUAACGCUCCGGCUGUUUCGACUGCUGCUCCUGGUACCCCUGCUGAUCCCAACGCUCCCGCUGGCUCGACUGCCGCUCCUGGCACUCCUGCUGAUCCCAACGCUCCCGCUGUUUCGACUGCUGCUCCUGGUACUCCUGCCGAUCCCAACGCUCCCCCUGGUUCAACUGCCGCUCCUGGUCUGCCGUUCUGGCCAUUGGGCCCACAUCGUCCAGGACAAACCGAUAAGGCUGAAGGACCCAACAAUGGCAAUUCCCAGCCCACCUCACCCAAUCGGCCACUUCCAUUCUGGCCGAACUGGCAGAACUGGGUAAACAGCUGGCGCACAACUCGUAAGCCAGUCACCGUUACUCAAGCCCCCGCUACCAGUCCGGAACCAGCGAGUCCGCAGCGACCAGAGAAGCCCAGCAACAAUAGCCCCGAAGCUGUCGAGAGCGUAGAGCAGGCUGCCCCUGCACCCCCAUCAGGUGGAGCUGCAUCCAGCGAGAACGCCUCUGUCGAAGAGAGCAACAAGGGAUCUGGCGAGAAACCAAAGGACAAGCCGAAGUCAGGCGAAGACCAGUCCAAGGAGCAGGAGCAGAAGAAGCCCAACUCCGCUGAGAAGGACAGUUCCCGCGAAGAGAAGAAAGAACAGGAGAAGGAAAAGUCGAAAGAUUCCAAGGAGGAAAAGGAGGAAAAGGAAGAAAAGGACAGCGAGUCGAAGAAGUCCAAGGAUGAUGAGAAGAAUGACGAGGACAAGCUGAGCUCAAAGGAAAAGAAGAAGUACGUGAAGAACAUCAUCAAGAAACUGAAGAACGAGGAGGACUGCAACGAGGAGGACGUCUUCCCUGAUGUCCGUGACUGCAAGAAAUACUACCGCUGUGAGGUGAAGAGUUCCUCUGAGAAGCACAAGUUCGUGCACCUGCGCUGCGACAAAAAGAAGCGAUUCGACUGGCUGGAACAGAGCUGUGUGCCCAAGGACGAGGCUCGCUGCCUGGAGAAGUAAGGGAAUGUGAUCGACAUCUCCCUGGACGGGGAAUCAAAUCUGUAUUAUCCACAUAAUAAUCUCAGCAUCAAUUGUAUUGGCAAUGAUAUUCUAUCUAUAAAUAGUCCUCUUUUCUAAUUUAUUGUACUAUAUAAAAAAUAAAUUUUCUUUCCAUCAAUAAAUCUUGAAGUCCAUGCAAA
Messenger RNA from Drosophila persimilis, 4524 nucleotides. Its product is annotated as collagen alpha-1(I) chain. The transcript is spliced from 3 exons. The record is from RefSeq and is a predicted model, not a curated record. Gene Ontology annotation, molecular function: chitin binding. The coding region runs from base 29 to 4345 and encodes 1438 amino acids. NCBI's taxonomy places the organism in Eukaryota, Metazoa, Arthropoda, Insecta, Diptera, Drosophilidae. Gene Ontology annotation, cellular component: extracellular region.